This is a messenger RNA of Suillus clintonianus, 820 nucleotides long. RefSeq names its product glycoside hydrolase family 25 protein. The record is from RefSeq and is a predicted model, not a curated record. Gene Ontology annotation, molecular function: lysozyme activity. NCBI's taxonomy places the organism in Eukaryota, Fungi, Basidiomycota, Agaricomycetes, Boletales, Suillaceae. The coding region runs from base 59 to 748 and encodes 229 amino acids. The transcript is spliced from 6 exons. Gene Ontology annotation, biological process: cell wall macromolecule catabolic process; carbohydrate catabolic process; peptidoglycan catabolic process.
AUAUAAACUGCCAUAUGUGUUCUUAUGCAAUUUUGCUCGGACUGAACUCAUUCUCAAGAUGAAAUACCUUCCUCUCCUUGCCUUGGCUACCCUGGCCAGUGCGCUGCCCGAGAAACGCGCUACGCCGUAUGGCAUUGACGUUUCUAGCUACCAGCCCACUGUCGACUGGACUACCGUUAAAAACAACGGUGUCAGCUUUGUAUAUAUCAAGGCUACUGAAGGCACAACUUAUAUCUCUCCUUCGUUCAGCAAUCAGUACAUCGGCGCGACUGAUGCUGGUCUCAUUCGUGGUGGUUACCACUUUGCUCACCCUGACUUGUCCACUGGCGCCACCCAGGCUGAUUACUUCCUCGCUCAUGGCGGUGGCUGGUCUGCUGACGGCAUCACCCUCCCUGGUGCUCUUGACAUCGAGUACAAUCCCAGCGGCAGCGAAUGUUAUGGCUUGACCGCGGCUUCGAUGGUGUCCUGGAUAAAAUCCUUCUCCGACACCUACGAGACUGCUACGGGCCGCUACCCCGUUAUCUAUACCACGACGGACUGGUGGACGACCUGCACUGGCAAUAGCGCUGCGUUCGGAACGACCAAUCCUCUUUGGAUCGCUAUCUACUCCUCCGCGGUUGGCACCCUUCCUGCUGGAUGGCAAUACGAGACUUUCUGGCAAUAUGCGGACUCUGGCACUAACCCAGGAGAUGCUGAUUUGUUCAACGGUGAUGCUGCUGGUCUCUCCAGGAUGGCGCUCGGUUCUUAGAAGGUUGGUUAUUUCUGGGUGCAGGGUUUGAAUGUGGGGUUUUGGGAUUGGAUACCCCGUGAUAUCUGAGGA